ACGGUCAGAUUUGAUUAGCCACUCCUCCGUUAGCACACGGAUGCUGCUGGCAAUGAGAGCUAACAGUUAGCUCGCGUUGUCGCUAUUUGGAAAAGAUGGCUGGAGACUUUCAAGCUUUUGCGCUGAAAAACGCCGAGCUGCUUUCCAGCCGUUUGAAGGAAGCCCUGUCUUCGGGACAAGGGUAUGUUCGGGCUCAGUUCGGUGUGGAUUUGGGUCUGAAACCCGAGCUGUACCCGACGUGGGUCAUCCUGUCUACGGCCGCGGUGGGACUGCUGCUGCUGCUCGGUCUGUCCUGGGCCGCCGUCUGCGGCGGACUGCUCGUCGGGAAAAAGCGGGGAUCCCCUGUCACACAACAAGGCAGAUGUGAGCCUGACAAGGCCGGUGUGGCUAAAACUACGAAACCAGAAGAACAGAAGAAGAGGAACAAAAAGAAAACGCUUGAAAAGAAGAAUCAAUCCAACGGACAGCCUGUGGCUGUAGCUCAGGAGGAAAUUAAAGUGACUGACGUUGUUUCCAAGUUAGCCCCACCUAUCAAAACUGAGAAGGUACGUGAGGUACAGGCCCCAGUGCAGGUGAAAAAGAACAAGAAGAAACCCAAGACAGACGUGAAACCCGUUCAACAUGUGUCUACAAACGAUGGGAAGGAACCUGACGAUGGUGCAUGGGAGACCAAAGUCAGCAACCGAGAGAAGAAGCAGCAGCGCAGGAAGGACAAGGGCUCUGAGGACUCUGGUAGCCCAGGAGGGGUGGAUGCUUCAAAGGCAAAUGUGGAGGCACGUGUAACCACAGCACCCACCAACACCAAGAAGAACAGAGGAAACCAUGAGUCUCUGCAUGCAAGAGCCACUGGAAAAGGGGAUGCAGCCAGUGGAGCUGUGACCUCCAGCUGGAGAGAGGAGCCUUCAGUCAACGGCGGAGGCUGGGCUGACAUUUCUGUGAAGAUCCCAGGACAGAUGGGUUCUGUGGAGGGACCCAAGUGGAGUGCCAUUUCCACAGCUUCACAUUACAGGGCCCCACCUAAACGUCAGUCCUGGGCACAGGAUACCCAAGCAGCAUGGACUGGCAUCGAUGGCCGGAUGAAGACUGAUCUCAACCCUGUGACUUUCUCAAUGCUUGGACGAAACACCACAGACCCAAUCUCAAAUUCAAUGGAGCUGCAGUGGGAGAACCAGCCUGCUAAUGAUGAAUGGUCUGGAUUCAAUGGGAUUGCAUCAGUGGACCCAAGCUCUGACUGGAAUGCCCCAUCAGAGCACUGGGGAAACUACGAAGAACCCCCCAUGUUGGUGACAGCAGCGCCUCCACCGAAGGAACAGCCUGCCCCUAACAAGGUGUCCGAGGAUGAGAAGGACACUGAGGAUCUGUCCGGCGGAGCAGCCAAAUCCAAGAAGAAGAGGAAAAAGAAGAAGAAGACAGAAGAGGAGGCUGCAUCCGAGGCUCAGGCGGCGACCACAGCACCCCAAGAGCUUCCUGUGCUGGGCUCCAAAAAGCAGAAUCCUAGCAUAUCCUCUGCUCAGAAGAAGACUGAGCAGACCGUGGAGCCUCCGAAGCCCUCCCAGAAGAAAAAGGUCAGAAGGGAGACAUGAAGUCACAUCACAGGUCUAUACAAAGCAUAUGCAAAUGAUUGUUAAACGUGUCACAUGCAAUAAUUACCAGGUACAGUUUCUUUCUGAGAUACAUCAACAGUUUAUCAGUUACCAAAACAAAAAGGGGGAAAAAAAGCAGUGGAUUUCACCUGCUUGGCUAAAUACAGUUAUGAAAUAUAGUCCUAUGGACUCAGAUCUUAAAACUAAUUUGCACUAUUUGCUACACUGCAACCAGAGUGGAGUUUCAGAGGAGUUAGGCUUGCAGUGGAGGUACAUGUUCAUGUCAUUAUUUUUUUAUGGCAUCAAAAGUGUUUCUCCCCCUCUCCAAGAGUGUAUGUUUAUAAUUGUUAACCCAAAAAUAUGUCUUGUGUGUGUGUUUAAAAAGUAACAAGCGGACACACGUGUUUUUGUCCCCCAGAAUCUUGCACUUUGUUUUGUUUACCUUGCUGCUGCUGAGGACUGCUCUCAGAUCAGGAUAGGUUCAGAUUUCUAUCAAGUCUGUCUUGGUACAAUGCUCAGAUGCUCAUUGAAAGAGUUAGUAUGUGCUAGAACCACCCUAAUAUCACUCGAUGACCAAAUAUUGGUCAAGUGAUACCCACACAGAGCGACCACAAUGUAAGAAAUGAGAAAAAAAAAUCCACAUUUCUCAUGUCGUGCACAGUCUUUAACCAAGUUAUUGUUAGCAAAACUUAUGACUGUUUUGUACAAAAACCCCUCAUUGGGCUCCUGGGAUCAGGUGUGAGUGAUUCGUCCUGGGAUAAAGGAACGCACUUGAUUUGGCUUAUUUUCACAUUGCUGAAGCUUCCUAUCAUAUUGAGCUGAACAUAAGACUGCAUUUUUCCACACUAAAAGUGCAUCUUGUACCCAAUUUCUUACAGUGCAGUCUCUCUGUUAAGGUAUCGCUGCAAAGAAGAAAUGUUUUCAGCAACCUGUAACUCUUUCAAUACACAAAAUGCAUGUUAGUGUUGUGUUAAGAUAGAUUGGCCUGUCCUUUUUAAUGUGAUAUUUCCCAAAAAAAUCUCUCAAGUAAUGAAGAAUGGCAGCUGUGUUCAGGUUGAAUUCAACGUCCGUUGCAGUAGUGUGUAUUCACAACGUCUCCCACAGAGAACUCCAUCUCUUACGGUCCACCCCUGUGACGGCGUGUUCCAAACAUUUUUACUGUCUGGUUAAUCUGGUUAAAUACACUGCUGUCUGAGCUUCAGAGCUGUGGGGAGAGGUGUAGCUCUGCACUGAAGCAGUGUAUUCAAUCUGUUUUGUUGAAACUACAGAAAACAAUGACUGAUGUAUUGAUUAUGGAUCAGAUAAUUGUUUCAAAGAGGACGCUAAACUUUAAAUCUGGACUUUGUAAACUGAUUCUGGAUCCACACUGGUAAUUUAUGUCGAGAACACCGAACUGGUAUGAACCACCAGGAGGCGCUGUAAUGUGAAGCAGAGGAGUGGUGGGAUUAUCCCAUAAAGCAGUAGCACUAUUAAGUGUUGUCCCUCUACUUUUAUCAUUCUGGUCAUGUCUGUCUUUAUCUAAAUAGACUGUGCGUUGAUUUUUUUUUUCUAGAGACUUGAUUGUCUAUUCUGCACUCUACGUGAUCUUUAAAAAACAUUUCUCUUCCGGUUCUUGUGCUAGAAAAAGCCACGCCAUAUGUACAGAUCGUAAGGGCUUUUCCAUUUCUGUGAUUGCACUGUGCAAAAAGGCUGUACUAAGUUCCUUCUGAUGUCGAUGAAUUGUUUUUCUACCUUUUUGCGGAAUGUGAAUUGUGUAACUUUUUUAGGUUUGUACCUGACUUCCAGGAUGUAUGAUGGGGGAGAUAAUUUGUUUUGUUUUGUUUUUGACAAAUUGAGAAUGAAGACAUACAUAAACAUAUGAUAUACGGAGCAGCUUUAAUUCCACAUCAAAGUUGGUUUUAAACAACACACACACACUUACACAUAUAUAUAAAAGGAAUUUAAUUCCAUUGCCUUAACCUGUAGUUGUAUAGAAAGUGCAUUGGCAUCCUUUUUCUAGUUUCCAGUUGCAAGUUUUGAUGUCAGAAAUUAAUUUCAUCUUGCAUGACUUUGAUAAUAGUACUUGUGUACAUGAAAUAAAAAGAAUGAUUUUAUUGCUUCAACUGUUAGUACUUGGUCCUGGAGUACCACUCAGUGUAUAUACUGUAAUGGCUUUUUUUAAUGAGACGAGUUUCAGAUUUUUUUUUUGUGAGCAUCCAGUUUAGCAGACAUUAACAUGAGUCUGUUGUUGGUAGGCAAAGAGCCUCAGUGCUUCAAGGUGUUGAUCAGCUGGUGUUGUUAGACCUGAUAGAACAAAAUAAUAUGUUGUCUGGUUUAAUUUUUACUGAUGAUUCAAAUUGAUUCAAUCAAUGUAUUUAUAUACUUGUCUCUAGAAAUUGGUUAUGUGAAUGAUUUUGUUUAAUAAGGAGAUACAAAUGAUGUUUCUAUGUCUGUUUGGUAUAAAUGAAAAAUAAAUGAGAACUGCUUGAUAUCA
Molecule: messenger RNA, 4056 nt
Organism: Larimichthys crocea (large yellow croaker)
Lineage: Eukaryota; Metazoa; Chordata; Actinopteri; Sciaenidae
Gene: mtdha
Product: metadherin a
Exons: 12
Coding region: 96-1583 (495 amino acids)
Biological process (GO): positive regulation of angiogenesis; negative regulation of apoptotic process; regulation of transcription by RNA polymerase II
Cellular component (GO): nucleus
Molecular function (GO): transcription coregulator activity
Source: RefSeq, a predicted model, not a curated record